Messenger RNA from Cladocopium goreaui, 1308 nucleotides. Lineage: Eukaryota; Dinophyceae; Suessiales; Symbiodiniaceae. The record is from the annotation of a GenBank genome assembly.
AUGAGCGACUGGACAAAACGUCUCCAGCGUGUGCAAGCGGAGAUGCCACGUCCGGAGACCGAGGACAUCGACCACAUGACUCUCGAGAUGCUUCUGACAGAGAGGGUGCGAUUCGGGAAGGCCCAUCAGGGGAAGUCAUAUGCAGAAGUCUGGGAAUCGGCACCGGACUGGAUUCGCUGGUUCCUGGGGCAUUAUCAGGAAAGCAAAGAUGUGGAACACAAGAAGAUGAUUCGAUUCAUCAAGCUCAGGAUCGAGGAGACCGAGACCAGCGGGGGAGAAGUUCCACAACCAGCCCCAGUGAAGGCCAAAGCCAAGGCCGCUCCGAAGAUCUUGGCAGCUUCCACAAAGAGCCGCCCAGCGCCUCACCCAGAUGCAUGUCCCGAAGAGCCAGUCAAUGCCGAGAUGAGCAGCCUGCAAGCUCGAAUGACCAGCCUCGAGCAUGCGCUGCAUCAGAUCUUGGUCCACCUGACGCCCAAUGUGCCAGCAGAUCCAGUGCCGUCGACUAUGGACGACGACCUCCCGGUGCUCCCUCUGGCAUCCGAAUGGGAGGAAUGCAUGACCAUCAGGCCAUCGAAGGUUCAACCAGAGUGCAUGGCCAUGGAAUUGCGAGAUCCGAAUUUUCUGAAAGGUAUCCACGGAAGUUUGCACGCCUGGUUGCAAAGUGAAUCGAAGGGCAAGCUCAACAGGUUCUUGUCCUUGCCUCGCGAAGAGCAGGCGAUGCUCAUGGAAUUGCAUUCAGAAGAAGUCUGGCGCUCCGUGAAAGAGCGCGUGUGGCAUUUCAUGAGGAUACCAGUGACGAUGACCUUGUCACAACGCAUCUCCUGUGUUGUGAAGAUGAAGUCAUGCCAAUCGACCCGAAUGCGAUCCCUUGCGCUUGGAGGAUUUUGCGGACAAAGCUCGCACCAGAGCAAAUUCUACGAUGCCGUUGGUUCUUUCGAUAUCAAAGCAGCCUUUCUCCAGGGAAAGCCCCAAAAGGAUCGUAUCAUAGGACUUGACCCGGUUGUGGAGUUGGCCAAGGCAAUGAGUUUGAAGACAGGAACCCCAAAGAUCAGAUACUAUCAGGUGUACUCGGAAUUCAUGUGGAUGACGGCAACCGCCCUCUCAUCUACGCUGGAUCAGCUCACAUGGAUCCGUGUCUAUUGGGCCUGGCUUAUCGAUCCUAAGAUCGCAUGGCAGAAGCCGGAGACCGUCAAGACACUUCCAGAAGCUUUGACCGUUCCGACGCUGAAAGCCGAGGACAAGGCCUUCAGCUCAGUUUUGCCAACCGGCGAACCUCCGCAGAAAACACAGGCUCAGGGCAGCCCAUAG